CGUCUGAGCUCCUCAGCUCAUUGGUGGAAGCAAAGCUUGUCGGAGGUAGGGCGUGAAUCUUGACGUCCUCAAAAAAAAGCUCGAGAUACGGGAAUUUGAAGUUUCGUUUCUCCAGCUUUCAGACCCGUUUCGGAAGAGGCCUUGUUACGCGCCAAAUGGACUCCAAUCAGUUCCGCGAGGCAGCUCACGCUGCAAUCGAAGAGAGUCCGCCACCCCCACCACCACUACUGCCGGCACACUGACCUAACCCUUCAGUCAUCAAAUACUAUGAUACUCUUCCAGAGCGCCGCGUCCUCUCCGACGUCACCCCCGGUUAUUUGCGUGAGCUUAUCCCCACCGUGGCACCGCAAACGCCCGAGUCAUGGCCGUCCAUCCAAUCCGACAUCGAGCGCGUCAUCAUGCCCGGCUUGACGCAUUGGCAAUCGCCAAACUUCAUGGCUUUCUUCCCCGCCAGCUCAAGCUUCCCGGGAAUGCUCGGUGAGCUGUAUAGCGCCGCUUUCACUGCCCCCGCCUUCAACUGGCUCUGCUCGCCCGCCGUCACCGAGCUUGAGACUGUGGUCCUGGACUGGCUGGCCCAGAUUCUCGGUCUCCCACAGUGCUAUCUCAGCCAAGGCGAAGGCGGUGGUGUCAUCCAGGGAAGUGCCAGUGAGGCCAUCGUCACUGUCAUGGUGGCUGCUCGCGAGAGGGUCUUUGGCAACUUGAGCAAGGAACUUGAAGGUAAGGAGAAAGAGGACAAGAUUGACGGCCUGAGAGGUAAAUUGGUUGCACUGGGCAGCGAGCAUGCGCAUAGCUCGACGCAAAAGGGAGCUAUCAUCGCUGGCACAAAGUAUAGAUCAGUUGCUGCGUCAAAAGAACAAGGAUUCUCCAUGACGGGAGAAUCCCUAAGACGGGCGCUGGAGGAUUGCAAGCGUGACGGCUUGACGCCUUACUAUCUCACGGUCACCCUAGGCACGACAUCCACCUGCGCAGUUGACCGGUUCGAUGAGAUUGCAGAGGUUCUCAAAGACUGGCCCGAGGUCUGGGUCCACGUUGACGCGGCGUAUGCAGGCGCAGCCUUGGUCUGUGAAGAGUAUCAGCAUUUGACCAAGAGCUUCACAGCAUUCGACAGUUUCGACAUGAACAUGCACAAGUGGCUGUUAACAAACUUCGAUGCCAGCUGUCUCUUCGUGAAACGUCGGUCAGAUCUCACGUCUGCGCUCUCGAUUACGCCGUCUUAUCUUCGAAACACCUUCUCCGAUUCCGGGCUGGUGACCGACUACCGUGACUGGCAAAUCCCGCUUGGUCGGCGUUUCCGUGCCCUCAAGAUUUGGUUUGUGCUGCGCUCCUACGGAAUCGAGGGCCUCAAGGCACACAUCCGGCGACACAUCAAGUUUGGCGAGCUCUUCCACCAGCUCGUCAAGUCAAGGGAAGACGUCUUGGAGUUGGUGACUGGCCCGAACUUUGCUCUGAACGUCGUCACCGUGGUGCCGCGCCGGAAGUGGAUGAAGGGUCGGGAGAGAAGAGUCAGCGCUAGUCGACCGGAUCCGAAUCACGAGGCGUAUCUGAACGAUUUCACGCCUGACGCAGAGAACCAGGCAUUGCUAGAUGCAAACGAAGUCACAAAGGAAGUCUAUGAGCUAAUCAACAGUCGUGGCGAGAUCUUCCUGACGAGCGGGGUCGUAGGGGGCACGUAUGUGAUCCGAGUCGUCACGGCUACACCGAGCGUGGAGGAGAAGAACGUCCGGAGGGCAUUUGAAAUCCUGGUGGAAACGGCCGAGGAGGUGCUCAACAAGGGUGCCAAGGCGUGAGCGGAUGGCAGCCAGACAUGUCUAGGAAGAGUACGAAGUAGGAUGAAUACGAUUUACGUGCCGGCGACGGCCAAAACGAAGCUGGAAGCGCUGGCAGGGUGGCCAUGUCUCGAGCGGCGUGGUGUCGCAAGUGUUAGGUUCAGCUUCGUUUUCCCACAUGCGCGCGCGAUGCUGUACAU
This is a messenger RNA of Aplosporella prunicola CBS 121167, 1966 nucleotides long. RefSeq lists its product as uncharacterized. Gene Ontology annotation, biological process: amino acid metabolic process. NCBI's taxonomy places the organism in Eukaryota, Fungi, Ascomycota, Dothideomycetes, Botryosphaeriales, Aplosporellaceae. The record is from RefSeq and is a predicted model, not a curated record. The transcript is spliced from 2 exons. The coding region runs from base 399 to 1787 and encodes 462 amino acids. Gene Ontology annotation, molecular function: pyridoxal phosphate binding; carboxy-lyase activity.